Talaromyces amestolkiae is the source of this 2559-nucleotide messenger RNA. RefSeq lists its product as uncharacterized. The transcript has a single exon. The record is from RefSeq and is a predicted model, not a curated record. Lineage: Eukaryota; Fungi; Ascomycota; Eurotiomycetes; Eurotiales; Trichocomaceae. Gene Ontology annotation, biological process: carbohydrate metabolic process. The coding region runs from base 1 to 2559 and encodes 852 amino acids.
AUGCUUCUUUCUUUGAGGAAAAUUGUCGUCCCUGCACUUGCAUUUGCCAGCAUAAGCCAAGCUGCAGUUUUGUGUGAUUCUCCCGAGUCUUUCCUACCCGUGUCCUAUGCAUUGAGUACCACACCUGUGGAUUCUGGUCUCGCUGCUCAUUCCACGCAACGAAAGUAUGCUCUCUCGAAACACGCGCCUGUACUAACUCUCGACUAUGAAGUCGAUGUGGCUGGUUUUCCUUACCUCGACAUUGUUUCAGGCACUGGUCAAAUCGAACUCAAAUAUACCGAAGACUUUGACGGCUUGAACCAGAUCUAUGGCGAUGGACCAUGGACUUUUGUUGUAGGUCUAGCGAAUUCAUUCAGAACAGAGACUUUCAACAUUACUGGGCCGGGACGCGUAAAGUCAACACUCUUGCAAGGAGCACAGCGAUGGGAAACCAUUACUCUCUUGACUGACGACACCAUUGUGGUCUCCAAUCCUGGUGUUGAACCCUCGGUAGAAGUUUGUCCAACAGAAACGCUCCCGGGGUCUUUCUCUGCUUCCAUCCAAAACUAUACGGAAAUUUGGGGGCUUGGAGCUCGAGCUGUUCAAUUGGCAUGCUUCGAUAAAGAGUCACAACCUUCAACUUGGAAAAUCACAGCAAACGGUGCCUAUAUUCAAGGCCAACAACCGGCGAAUUCGCCCUUGGGAUACGGCAUGUCUGAGUACACACUAGAAUUCAUGACCAAGAUCGUCCGAGGUGGUACUGGUUGGCGAGUACUGUCGUCAGCGGUUAGUAGCGGUCCUUAUAUGAUUUUGACAAGCAACUAUCCUGAUCAUUCAACUUUUGUGAAUAUCAACACGACUCUCUUGCCACCUAAUACAUUAAUUGUUGGAAACGGACCAAGCAUCGUCAAUCAAACUUCGCUUACGACCGGCGCCAACCUGUACUACCCCAUUUCUACUAAGAUUCUUGAAGACACCUGGUACAACAUCACGAUAGCGACUGGUACAGCUGGUAUUGAUGUCUAUAUAAAUAGUACAUUGAGCGCCACUGUACCUCUCGUGAGCACCGGCACGUGGGGUUUUGGACCUUUCAUGGACCAAAUUGCCUAUGUCAAGGACGUGCAAGUAACUGUAUCCAAUGGCACUGUCAUCUACCAGAAUGAUAUGAAGUCGGAUCAUACCCUUGCCGAGUACGGUGUGCAGUCCAACACUGUUCCUAUCUGUGUUGAUGGCGGCAAGAGAGAUCGUGCAAUUUGGGUAGGAGAUUUUGUGCACACUGCACGCGUACUAGCAGCCACAACAAACCGCGUGGAGUUCAUUCGAGGUGUUAUUGAAAGUUCGCUCAGCUGGCAACUCCCAGCAGGAGAUGAAGCUUCCGGACUUGUUGCUACUCGAGCAAGUCUUGGGGAUGAUAAUAGAUAUAAAGACCAUUAUUAUGUCACUAAUUAUGGCAUUACGGACUACCAGAUCUUCUUCAUGUUAGUAGUCGGAGACUACUACACGUUGACAAAUGAUCUGGCGUUCUUGACGCCAUACUGGUCACAAGUACAAGCACUCGUCUCACGGAUCGAGACAUAUCUGGACCCUAAUUCUGGGCUUCUCGGUGAUAGCUACGACAACUAUUACUUCACCGCCGGGCCUGUUCCAAAUGCAACUGCACCAGCAGCUCUCUUUGCAUAUGCACUUCGCAAAUUAAUUCCCCUGGCAGAGGCUAUUGGGGACACCGCUAGCGCAUCAGCUUACAGCUCAACCGCGCAAUCGAUCGCAGACGCUAUCAAUGACUUGCUUUGGAAUCCCACAGCUGGAACAUACGGUGUUGCUCUAUCGGACGUCAAUGAUUAUUCACUUACUGCCAUAUCAUUCACUAUCCUUGCAGAAAUUAUGAAUGCUACCCAGAUUGAAUCAACACUUGCCACUGCCCUACCAAAGUUAUUCUAUAUUACGGGAUACAAGGACUCUUCUAGCAUCACCUCUUCACUCACUACCCAGCUCUCACCAAAUACGCAGGGCUUUCUGCUCGAGGCUUUGCUCAUAUCUUUAAAAAACGACUACAGCAGUACCACCACAUCGGCCGCACUUACCGCUAUAUCAAAUCUUCUCAACGUCUACUGGCCACAGAUGUUGAGCACGAGUCGUUACUACACCGGCGCAUCAUGGGAAUACGUCUUUCCAGAUGGCAGUCCCGGCCUUGAGCUUUUUACUAGUCUCGCCCAUCCAUGGGGUAGUGCGCCAACCUACCUGCUUACGCAAUACGUGCUUGGUGUUGGCCCAAAAUCAGCAGGCUAUGAGCAAUGGUCAUUUGAACCCAUACCAGCACUUUUAAGAGGUGGAUUAGAAGGGCUGAGUUGGGCUGAGGGUGUCGUGCCGACACCAAACGGUGGUGCUAUCAAGGCGUCUUGGAAGGUUAACCAGUCUACGGGACAGGUCAAGAUCACUGCCCAAGGGCCAGCACAUACGACCGGAGUGAUUACUUCGACUGUCUUGAUGGGAACUUGGAUUGUAGAUGGCGUACGGAAGACUCUGAAUGGGUCCUAUACUGUGACUGGAGGAAAGCAAGUUGUUCUUGUUGGUACGAUAUAG